AUGGCAACCAAACGCCCACUGGCUCUUGACUACACAGCGCAUGGCACCGCAAAGGGUUGGAGGGCGAAUGAACACUUAAUAGACGCUCUUCCUUACGUUGACCAUGUGCCAGCAGAGCUUAGACCAGUCGUUGAUGCAUUAAUUGAGGAGGAGAAGCGGAAGAGCGCCAAGCUGCCCAGCGACUACUUGCGGGAACUGCCUCCCGUGCGUGCGCCGCAGUUCGACGAGCACCCAGUGCUCAAGACGGAGUAUGAACGGGUGCGGUCCAAGCAGCCGAUGCAACCGCUGGACACCGUCCGCUACCGGCUCGAUCCCCCGCCCCAGAACAAACGGGGUGACGUCAACGCAUGGCGGCAAGCACUGGAGAACGCGCACAGCCAACUGGAACACCAGCACCUCCGUAUUCUCAAUCAGGAGCUGCUGCUCAAACAUGGCGACAAAAGCUGGCGUGCGCAGGUCCAACACGACGAGGCUACGAUAAAAUCCCUGGAGCAGCAGCUAACGGCUAUUAAGAAGGAGACGGACCAACUUAACCGAGAGCGCAAGCUACAGCAGCUUGCAGCGGGUGCCGAGCUGUCCAAAUUGGAGCGACACUACAUGGCCCAAGUGCGUAAGAACUGGGACAUUGAGCGCGCGUGCACCCGCCUGGAGGAGGAGGUGGCGAAGGCGGAGGCGGAGCUGCAGCGGCGAUUACAGGCGGUCGUCGCGCAGGCAUCUGCAAGUGAUGUGCCGAGGCUGCAGGAAGCAGCUCAGGAGGUGGCAGAGGAAACCGCUGCAGCCGUUCCCACCACCACGGAGGCAGCUUCUGGCGAGGGCAAUGAUGCCGGGCCAGCAGCAGCGGCCGCGGACACAGACGUAGAGAUGAGUACGGCAAGAGAAGAAGGGCCGCUUACGGCUAUCAGCGGGAAUGGCUCAUAA
This is a messenger RNA of Volvox carteri f. nagariensis, 918 nucleotides long. RefSeq lists its product as uncharacterized. The coding region runs from base 1 to 918 and encodes 305 amino acids. Gene Ontology annotation, biological process: mRNA processing. The record is from RefSeq and is a predicted model, not a curated record. The transcript has 5 exons. NCBI's taxonomy places the organism in Eukaryota, Viridiplantae, Chlorophyta, Chlorophyceae, Chlamydomonadales, Volvocaceae. Gene Ontology annotation, cellular component: catalytic step 2 spliceosome; precatalytic spliceosome; Prp19 complex.